AUGGCCGACGGCGGGGCCGAGCCCCGGGACGAGGACAAGCACCUGGGGGGCCAGGACCCCACGGCCCCGCAGCCCCCCGCACCCAGCCCGGGCCGCAGCAGGGCCCUCCUGCUCGCUGAGGACACCACAGCCAGGAAGAGACCCCGGCUGAGCCUGGGCGCCCGGGCCAGCCCCAGCCACCCGCGGGGACCCGAGAGCCCCUGGGAGCCCGGGGGUGCCGGGGGGUGCCGGGGGCCACGGGUGGGCAGGGUGACGGGGCUGUACGCCCAGCUGCUGCGGGAGCUGGAGGCGGAGGUGGGGGAGCUGCAGCGGGCGCUGGAAGCCCGAGACGAGGCCGUCCUGAGCCGCGACCGCCGUAUUCGGCAGCUGGAGCUGGAGAACCAGCAGCUCCGGAGCCACGUCCACAGCCUGGAGGAGGAGAACGACCUGCUCUCCUCCGCGGGCGGCUGCGGGGGAACCUUGGCCACCGCUGCCACCGCUGCCACCGCCACCGGGACCCUGCUGGCCUCGGGCACCGGCUGCAUUGGCGUCAGUGACAGCAACAUCCAGUUCCUCAAGGGGCUCGUGGGGCUGCUGGAGAGUGACGCCGCCACGCAGGUUGGGGGGCUCCAGCCCUUCUCCGCUCCCAGCCCCGGGGAGCAGGGCUGUGCCCCAGCCAACGUCCCGCGGAGCCCCCCAGCCUGGUCGCUGCGGGCAGGGCUGCCCGGCGGCUUCCCCCCCUGCCUGGGCACCGAGGAGGGGGCCGGCAGCCCCGCCGUGCUCGCCGACACCGCCUGCCUCUGGGAGGAGAGCGGGAGGGACACGCUGCCCGACGGCACCCCGCUCUGGGCCUCACCCGUCGAGGAGAACGGGAGGCCCAAACUGGAGCUGGUCCCCAACUCAGGGGUCUACAUCACCCACCCGCAACUGGACGACCUCUCGCAGGUCUCCACCGACAAGCCCAAGCUCAUGACCCGGCGGCUGCUCGAUUACUUCUUCUCGCGGGAGACGCUGGCCCGGUCCUCGGCCACGGGGCAGCGCAUCGCCCAUAACAACACCACCAUGGAGCGGCCACUCCGCCUGCCUGUGGCCGUGGUCAAUGCCAUCAAAGAGUACGUCACCAAGAUGUGCGGCCGCGGCUGCAACUUCAAUGCCGUCAUCAACAGCAAGUGCGGCACGUCCCGGCGGGCCGUCAAGAAGAUGGUGGUGAAGAUGGAGUGAGCUGAGACCCACGGGACAGCCACAGCCCUCUGGCCACCCAGGGGCAUGAGCCCGGAGCCCUCUGGUGCCGCAGACAGGGAGAGGGGACAGGGAGGGACAUGACGGGGACGGUGGGAUUGCACCCUCAUGCUUACAGAGGGGCUGCAACUGGAGGAUUGACCCUACGGAGACCGGCUGGCUCAGCCCCACAUCCCCAUGGUGGGAGAGCCCACGGCCACAUGUCCUGCUCCCUCCAGCAGCGGGGAGUGGGUGCUGGAAGGAGCAAGGGCUGGUUGGAGCAGGGAGAUGCAGGUGCCGCGUGUCUUACCGGCCGGUGACAGGGUCAGCGUCGUCGUGCCGGGGUCCCCCAGUGCAGAGGGCAGAGCUGCUCCCGCACACAGCAGCAGCUCCACGCGUCCAGCCACGGCCCAGGACUGUUUUCCCAUAAAUAAGUUCAUUUCCAGUGAUAUUUGGGAUUCCUGUAAAUAAACCCCACUUUCUUUCUGCCCGAGAAGGCCGGCAGCUCGCCCUCCCUGCAGCCAUGCCGAGCGUUUCGCCUUCAGCUCUUCACCGCUGUGGUUGGCUCUUGCUGCAUGUCCAGCUGCAGCUGGCACAGCCCCAGUUGCGGCAGUGCCCGGCCCAGCACCACGGCGCACACCAUGCCGGCUUGGGAGAGAAAGGACCCUCGGUGGCACACGCUGCACUGGAUUUGCCUCUGGUGACUAAAUUUAUUUAGCAAGGAAAGCUGCCGGCUGACUCCACACCGGCCAACCAGUUACAGUUAAUAAAGUAUAACAGAUCUGUCACGUAAUCCAGAAAACAAUCUCGGGCAGUUACAACUAAAAAAUAAAGUGGAUUUGUUUAAUUUAAAAGCUCAAAAAUAACAAGCCAUAUGUUUUUUAAACAUGUAGUAAACACAAAAGCAAUAUAAUCUAUGAUACAAUGUACACUAUACACAGUGGGGAUGGCGGGCAGCACACGGUGGGAGGAAAGGGGGCUGAAGUCCCAAAAUUCAAAAGGAAACGCCACGUCACUUGGAAACAGAAAAGUGGGGAAAGAGAAAUCAUCAGAGAGAAAAAAACCUCUUCAGUAUUGGAAAAGAAAUGUUAGGAGAAAAGGGGGGCAAGAAGAUGGGCAGCAUCUUACAGAGAAAUUAAAUAAAGAUUAAAAAAAGCACUCACAAUACACAGUGUUUGUAAUCGGGAGCGGGGAGCGUAAGGCAACAAUCUCCAUAGA
Molecule: messenger RNA, 2415 nt
Organism: Gavia stellata (red-throated loon)
Lineage: Eukaryota; Metazoa; Chordata; Aves; Gaviiformes; Gaviidae
Exons: 6
Coding region: 1-1200 (399 amino acids)
Molecular function (GO): DNA binding
Source: RefSeq, a predicted model, not a curated record